This is a messenger RNA of Psammomys obesus (fat sand rat), 1647 nucleotides long. It is a transcript of the gene Pstpip1, whose product is annotated as proline-serine-threonine phosphatase interacting protein 1. Gene Ontology annotation, cellular component: plasma membrane; cytoplasm; actin filament. Gene Ontology annotation, biological process: actin filament polymerization. Bases 248 to 1492 code for a protein of 414 amino acids. The transcript is spliced from 15 exons. Gene Ontology annotation, molecular function: actin filament binding. The record is from RefSeq and is a predicted model, not a curated record. NCBI's taxonomy places the organism in Eukaryota, Metazoa, Chordata, Mammalia, Rodentia, Muridae.
AGGGUUCCUUCCUCAUUUCGCUGCUGAUUCUAGUCCCAAACAAAACAGGUUGAGCUUUUCUCCCCUCCCUCCGGCAGUUGUCUCUGGCUUGUGGCUGCCUUCUGAGCGGUGCAGACGGCGCCGGCUGGGAGUGGGAGGGAGGGCCUGGGCCAGCGUGCUAGGACUGGGACGUGCUCCUGGCUCCCGGCCCGUGUUCAGCCCGGCUAGAGACAGGAGUGCUAGCAUUUGACACAACAGCCGCCUGAGGAUGAUGGCCCAGCUGCAGUUCCGAGAUGCCUUCUGGUGCAGGGACUUCACGGCGCACACAGGGUACGAGGUUCUGCUGCAGCGGCUGCUGGAUGGCAGGAAGAUGUGCAAGGAUGUGGAGGAGCUGCUCAGGCAGAGGGCCCAGGCGGAGGAGAGGUACGGGAAGGAGCUGGUGCAGAUCGCCCGCAAGGCCGGCGGCCAGACGGAGAUCAAUUCCCUGAGGACCUCCUUUGACUCCCUGAAGCAGCAAACGGAGAACGUGGGCAGUGCACACAUCCAGUUGGCCCUGGCCCUGCGUGAGGAGCUUCGGAGCCUGGAGGAGUUCCGGGAGAGGCAGAAAGAGCAGCGGAAGAAGUAUGAGGCUGUCAUGGACCGUGUCCAGAAGAACAAGCUGUCCCUCUACAAGAAGACCACGGAGUCCAAGAAGGCGUAUGACCAGAAGUGCAGGGACGCGGAUGAUGCCGAGCAGGCCUUCGAGCGUGUGAGUGCCAACGGCCACCAGAAGCAAGUAGAGAAGAGCCAGAAUAAAGCCAAGCAGUGCAAGGAGUCAGCCACAGAGGCAGAGCGUGUGUACAGACAAAAUAUCGAGCAGCUGGAGAGAGCGAGGACUGAGUGGGAGCAGGAACACCGGACUACCUGUGAGGCCUUCCAGCUGCAGGAGUUUGACCGACUGACCAUCCUCCGAAACGCCCUGUGGGUACACUGCAACCAGCUCUCCAUGCAGUGUGUCAAGGAUGAUGAGCUCUAUGAGGAAGUACGCCUGACACUUGAAGGCUGCGAUGUGGACAGCGACAUCAACGGCUUCAUCCAGUCCAAGAGCACUGGCAGAGAGCCCCCGGCUCCCGUGCCCUAUCAGAACUACUAUGACCGGGAGGUGACGCCGCUGACCCCUAGUGUCCAACCCUCCUGCGGCAUGAUAAAGAGAUUCUCUGGGCUGCUACAUGGAAGUCCCAAAACCACAUCUUUUCAAGCUUCUGCUGCUUCCACAGACUCUCUGGCUCCCACCCCUGAGCGGAACGAGCUGGUUUAUGCAGCCAUCGACGUGCAGGCAACACAGGCGAACCUUAACUCAUCGGCCCAGGACUACCGGGCGCUCUACGACUACAAAGCACAGAAUUCCGACGAGCUGGACAUUUCUGCAGGAGACAUUCUGGUGGUCAUCCUAGAAGGAGAGGAUGGCUGGUGGACAGUGGAGCGGAAUGGACAGCGCGGCUUUGUCCCUGGCUCCUACCUGGAGAAGCUCUGAGGAAAGAGCAGCAGUCUCCACAUACCUCUGCCCUGACUAUGAGGUCAGGUCCAUUCCCACCAUGGCCCAGGCCUCUUGGGGCCAGAACCAAGCCUGGCCACCCUGGGGAUGGGAUGGGUGCUGGCUCCUCUCGAUAAAUUUCUUCCAGAGGGAAU